Girardinichthys multiradiatus is the source of this 1320-nucleotide messenger RNA. RefSeq lists its product as uncharacterized. The transcript has 5 exons. Lineage: Eukaryota; Metazoa; Chordata; Actinopteri; Cyprinodontiformes; Goodeidae. Gene Ontology annotation, biological process: response to bacterium. The record is from RefSeq and is a predicted model, not a curated record. The coding region runs from base 24 to 1091 and encodes 355 amino acids.
CACCCCUAGAGCUUGCCUGGUGUAUGACUUUCUUCUUCUUGGAGAGUUCAGCUCAGAACACUGAUGUGAGCUCAUCCACUUUUAUACAUCAGGAAGGAGUUUUUUAUUCAGCAAAUGUUGGCAACAGCAUCACUCUGCCAUGUUUUUACGGCGGAGGUGCAGUGAUGAUUUACUGGUUUAAACAAACUCUUGGACAGAAACCAAAUGCCAUUGCUUCUUUUUAUAAACACGAUGUACGUGGUAACUUUUACAAUGAGCACAAGAACAAAUCUCGUUUUGCACUAGAAGUGGGUAACGGUAAAAGUCACCUUCAAAUCUUUGAUUUGCUCACUUCAGACUCGGCUACUUACUACUGCGUUGCUAUUGAUGCAACCAAAUUUGAGUUUGGAGAUGGAGCUACAGUCAGCAUAGAAGAUGCGGGCUUUAACAUCCACACUUUGGUCCAUCAGCCAGUAUCAGAGACCAACCACCCAGGAGGCUCUGGAACUCUGAAUUGUACCGUAGACACAGGGGGCUGCAAUGGAGAGCACAGUUUUUACUGGUUUAAAGAGGCCAAAGGAUCUCAUCCAGGACUCAUUUAUACUCACGGUGGCAGGAAUGAUCAGUGUAAUAAAACAAUGAUGACACCAACACACACCUGCGACUACAGUCUGCCACUGAGGAGCCAGAAUGUGUAUGAUAAUGGGACCAACCAGUGUGCUGUAGCCUCAUGUGGACAUAUGCUGUUUGGAGAUUGGAAACAUAAGGAAUCACCAGGUGAGAUGAACUCCUCUGAACUUGUUAUAUACAUCUUAAGUGGAGCUUUGAUUUUCACCAUUAUCCUGAGUGCUGGGAUGGCUUUUUCACUAUGCAGGAUGAAGAAAACAAUCCGAUCUCAUUGUACAGGAAACUCGGCUACAGGAGCAGCAGAUCGAUGCAAAGAUUAUUCAGAGGGUAACCAAGAUGAAGAGGGACUCCAAUAUUCUGCUUUAAGGCAACACAUGUUUAACGGAACAAGAAGACAGAGAUAUGAUACAGCGAUUCAAUGUGUGUACACAAGUGUAAAACAGACCAAAUCCACGUUUCAACAACACUCUGUUGUUGAAACAUAAGUUAGAUUAGAUCAUGUACAUUUGUAAAUUUUUAUGGUUUUCCUGGGGCUAAUGUAUUUCUGUGACAGCUCUUGUCUGUACUGCUGAAAGAUUUCACUGUAGGUGUGUAACAAGAACAAGAACAAGAUAAGAUCAGAUCAGAUUGUGUUUUUACAAAUAGGGUAAGUUUCUAUCUUAAAUAAUCUGCAAGCAGUGUAGUAUAAUUACCUCCAGCUUUGGCAGGUUAAUG